CCAAAUGAUCGCGACAAAGCCUAAGUGAAAGCAACCGACAUCAUUAUAUAUUUUUUUGCGACAGCAACUAUUCUUGAACUAAUGUCUGCCAUGUCUACCUCAGUUAAUUUUCCAGAACCCGAACAUUCCGGACUGUUAAAGUUUUCAUCUGCUGCGUUCUACGCUGUCAGUUCUUUUUUGAUCAUUGUUGUGAACAAAACGAUUCUCACAAACUACAGAUUUCCCUCCUACAUGUUUCUAGGAAUUGGCCAGAUGACUACUACAAUCCUCAUUCUCUAUUUUGCUAAAAUGAACCAAACAGUUCACUUCCAAGACUUUGACAGAAGUGUUCUCGUCAAAAUCUUCCCCCUACCUUUGCUGUAUGUUGGAAACCACAUAACAGGACUGGCUAGUACAAAGAAGUUAAGCUUACCCAUGUUCACGGUAUUAAGGAAGUUCACCAUAUUGAUGACAAUGAUCAUGGAAGCAAGGCUAUUGAGAAAAACAUUCCCUAAUCGUCUUGUCUACAGUGUUCUGGCCAUAGUUUUUGGAGCUUUGGUGGCUGCCAGCUCUGACUUGGCCUUUGAUGCAGAGGGCUACACGUUCAUUCUGCUUAAUGAUGUCUUCACUGCUGCCAGUGGUGUGUACACCAAGAAGAAGCUGGGAACUGAGGGCCUUGGAAAAUAUGGGAUCUUAUUUUACAAUGCAUUCAUCAUCGUCAUCCCAACUCUUCUGGCAAGUGCAUUUACUGGGGAUUUACACAAGGCCAUCACAUAUGAAUACUGGUUGAAUGCCCCCUUUGUUUCCUGCUUCCUUAUUUCCUGCCUCAUGGGGUUUGUGCUGAUGUAUUCCAUAGUGCUAUGUAGCCACUACAACUCUGCACUGACCACCACGGUGGUGGGAGCAAUUAAGAACGUUGCUGUUGCCUACAUCGGCAUGUUUUUAGGUGGAGACUACCUGUUUUCAUGGACCAACUUCCUGGGGUUAAAUAUUUGUAUAUCAGGGGGACUUGUGUAUUCCUACCUGACGUUCCACAGCAGCAGCAAACCAUCCCAAAGCGAUGAAAGCGGAAUACAGGGAAACCAGGACCAGCUGAUCAUUCCCAUGAUGGAAGAUUCCAUAGACAGACUCCCUGUGAAAUAA
Molecule: messenger RNA, 1122 nt
Organism: Oncorhynchus keta (chum salmon)
Lineage: Eukaryota; Metazoa; Chordata; Actinopteri; Salmoniformes; Salmonidae
Product: UDP-N-acetylglucosamine/UDP-glucose/GDP-mannose transporter-like
Exons: 12
Coding region: 82-1122 (346 amino acids)
Cellular component (GO): Golgi apparatus
Molecular function (GO): GDP-fucose transmembrane transporter activity; antiporter activity
Source: RefSeq, a predicted model, not a curated record